AUGGAAGUCGUCCCGGGACAGCUCGUCCGCCGGGGUGAAUUCUCCACAAAUGAGACCUAUGUCUACUCUUAUUCAAGGGGCCUGAACGGCGUCAAUGUUCCUAGGGAUGUCCUGUUUACGCGCAUCAUUCUCAUAUCCGCCGUCGGCGUCGGCUUUUUUCUCCUGUGCGGCCGGCUCGCACAGCUUACCCAUGCUUAUUUCCGACAUAUUUCAUCCUUGACUGCUAGCAGGAGGGAGCAGACCUUUUGGAGUAUCGAAGAAUCGCAGCUAUGGGCCAACAUCAAGAAGCACGUCUUGUAUGCCCCAAUCGGUCGGAAGAGACACAAUCGCGAGAUCCAACUCUCGUCGGCCCUCAACGUGGGAACCCUGCCGUCCAGGUUCCAAGCGAUUCUAAUUACCCUCUAUAUCGGAAGCCAGAUAGCGUACUGCGCCCUCCUGGACUACGAGGUCAACGUCAAGCGCGCGCUCGUUGCAGAGCUUCGAGGUCGUUCGGGAACGCUGGCCGUUCUCAACAUGGUGCCAUUGUUUAUCCUUGCCGGCCGCAACAACCCUAUGAUUCCCCUGUUGCGCAUUAGCUUCGAUACUUGGAAUCUUAUACACCGCUGGUUGGGACGUAUAGUUGUGAUUGAGAGCAUUGUCCACACGAUCGCCUGGGCUGUCAACGCGGCAGAUGAGACGAGUGUCGCCGACAUGCUGGAUCGCAUGUGCAACACACCAUUCUUUGCCUGGGGCUUGGUAGCAACUGUCGCAAUGACUUUUCUCCUCCUUCAUUCCCCCUCGCCGAUCCGCCACGCCUUCUACGAGACCUUCCUACAUCUACACCAGCUGGCUGCCCUUCUUGCUUUCCUUGGCGUCUAUUACCAUAUCGACCUUGACAAGCUCCCCCAGAUGCCCUGGAUUACCGCCGCUGGUGCCUUCUGGCUCAUCGACCGCAUCUUCCGCCUCUACCGCCUCAUAUACCUCAACUACUCGCUCAAGAAGGGCUGCACACAUCUUGUUGUCGAGGCACUUCCCGGCGAAGCCUGCAAAGUCACCUUCCACCUACCCAAACGUGUCCACGUUGCUCCAGGGUCCCACGUCUACGCCUACAUUCCCAGCCUUUCCCUGUGGAUGUCCCACCCCUUCUCCGUCGCGUGGGUUGAGCCCAAUUCUAGCGUCACAACACCCGGGUAUUACGACAAAGAGCCGCCAAAAUACUCAAUGUCGCCCUCUCGCCUUGAGAAGCAACUGCCUCCCUCGCCCGACCUAGACCUCUACCUCCCCGAUAAAAGCCAACCCACGACCGUCUCCCUCAUCUGCGCCGCCCGCAAAGGCAUGACCCGAAAACUCUACAACAAAGCCCUCGCCUCCCCCAGAUCAACCCUCCACACCACGGGCUUCAUCGAGGGCCCCUAUGUCUCCCACCCUUGCAACCCCGCCACCUACGGCACAGCCAUCCUCUUCUCCGCCGGCGCCGGAAUAACCCACCACAUGCUCACCGUGCGCGACCUGCUCAUCCGUGCCUCCCAGGGCCGCAUCCCCACGCAGAAAAUCUACCUCAUCUGGUCCGUCCGAAGCACAGAACACCUCACCUGGGUCCGGGAGUGGAUGGACCAGAUCCUCCGUCUCCCGGGACGCCGUGACAUCCUCACAAUCCAGCUCUUCGUCUCAAAGCCGAAGAGUAGUCGUGAGAUUGUGAGUCCCAGCGCGACGGUGCAGAUGUUCCCUGGACGCUGCCGACCAGAGGUCGUCCUCGACGAGGCGAUCCCCAUCCGCGUCGGCGCAACGCUCGUCUCUGUCUGUGGUCCCGGUGCAUUCGCAGACGAGGUCCGGUCCGCGGCUCGAGCACGGAUUGGGCGAGGGGCAGUGAUCGAUUUUGUCGAGGAGGCUUUUACGUGGUGA
Messenger RNA from Aspergillus calidoustus, 1881 nucleotides. Lineage: Eukaryota; Fungi; Ascomycota; Eurotiomycetes; Eurotiales; Aspergillaceae. The record is from the annotation of a GenBank genome assembly.